Messenger RNA from Drosophila santomea, 1947 nucleotides. Its product is annotated as transmembrane protein 181. Gene Ontology annotation, molecular function: toxic substance binding. The transcript is spliced from 7 exons. Bases 100 to 1818 code for a protein of 572 amino acids. The record is from RefSeq and is a predicted model, not a curated record. Lineage: Eukaryota; Metazoa; Arthropoda; Insecta; Diptera; Drosophilidae.
GAUAUUUUCCACAAAAGGCGCAUAAACGUCGCGCGGAUAGUGGAAGACUUGUGAGUUAUCUGAAAAAAAAGGAUAAAUCAAAAGUAUUCUACGGCAUUGAUGAGAUGCAGUGAGGGCCAACGGCAAGGAGGAACCCAAGCAUCAGCUAGACACCCGAAAUUCCUGCCAGCGGCCAUGGCCAAGCCCCACUCGGAUGCGGAUGCCUCUGGCCUGGGCUACGCCUACCAGCUGCCGUCCGGCGGGCUACUGCUGCGCCUCAAAUCGUCGCUCUCGCAGUUCAGCGAUUUGUUCAGCGACUUCAGCAGGUACAUCUCGCCCGCCUAUCACCACGAUCGCUGCGAGCGAUCCGUCCACAUGCGGCUUUACUCGAUGCACAAGCGCGAGUUUGUCAUGGUCUUCCUGGGAUUCUUCACCUGCUUUGGUCUGGGCAUCGUCAUCGGGCUGACGGGACCGCCCAUAACUAGCACAUCAUCGCUGACUGCCCAACAGAUCCUGGCGAAUACCUCGCUGGCGCACAGCCCAACGGUCCUGGGGAAGGGACCAUUCGCCAUGAAGUCACCGCUAACGACAACCUAUUCCCAGCAAAUGUGGCUGAUAGCCAAGCUGGUGACGGACAACAACGAUGACGAGCGGUACGACAAGAGUUUCCAGGUGAGUGUCUCAAUAGAUGGCAUAAACGAGCAGCACAAGCCACAAAGUGUCCUCGGAUCUGGAGUGGCUCACAAUCGGACACGGCACUUGGUUUGCGUACGCAACGACUGCGAGGAGUUCACGGUGAUGCAUCUGGGAUUCCUUGACUAUGCCCACUAUAUAAUCACAGUGCGCUUCUACGGCUUGGAGUCAUUCCAUCAGAAGUAUAAUAUACGCAGCAUAACAUUUUACUUCAAGACUUACAGUCCGGAAUUCACGCAGAUUGAAAUCUGGUUUAGGUGCAUCUUUCUGCUGUUCACCUUUAUUGUCAUAUGCUGGUAUGCCCACACCUUGCGCAAGUAUCCGAUCUACGAUUGGUCCAUUGAGCAGCGAUGGUUGUCGGUACUCCUGCCUCUGCUCCUUUUGUACGACAAUCCCUUCUUUCCGCUAAUAUUCCUGAUGAACUCCUGGCUGCCUGGAAUGCUGGACGCCAUUCUGCAAGCGACGUUCCUUUGUGCUCUGCUUAUGUUUUGGCUGUGCAUCUACCAUGGACUGCGACAAAACGAGCGCAGCUUUGUGCGGUUUUACCUGGUCAAGGUGAUCGUCGUCCUGCCCAUUUGGCUGUGCGCCAUCGUCCUGGCCACAUGGGAAAAGUGCAACGAGCUGAGGGAUCCCACAUACAGUCACUUUGUGGAUACAAAAAACUACAAUGGUUUCAAGAUGUUCUUCUACAUCGCCUGCUGCAUGUAUGUACUCUAUCUUGUGCUGUUGCUACUGCGUGCGUACACCGAGCUGCGCUCCAUGCCGUACUUUGAUAUGCGCUUGAAGUUUCUCACGCUGCUCAUGCUGUUCGUCCUGUCCAUAUCCAUAACAGUGACGACGUGUCGCUUUGGCUUCGGCAUCCUCGAGGACAACUUUGUCGCCUCACUUAACACCACCUAUCGCAGUUCGGCGCAGUUUAUGUGCUUCUAUGGACUGCUUAAUUUUUACCUGUACACCAUGGCGUAUGUGUACUCGCCAGAUGGACGAUUCGCCCAGGCAGAGCUGGCUGUUACUAAGGAUAAUCCGGCUAUUUCCAUGAUCGACGAUUCUGACGAGGAUGUCGUCUACGGAUCCGACGAGGAGUCCCGCCGUCCGCUUACCUCUGUGGGCGGCGGUGCUGGAAAGAACGAUUACGACAGCGAUUGAUCGGCGAUGAAGUAUCGGUGUGAGAACGACUUCCCAAAUGUUCCAUAGCGCAACCGGAGUUAUAGUGCUAAAUGUGUACAAAAUAUUCUCUAAUAUAAUGCAUAAAUUAAAGAAAUUUCAGAAAAUUAA